Molecule: messenger RNA, 919 nt
Organism: Cyprinodon tularosa
Lineage: Eukaryota; Metazoa; Chordata; Actinopteri; Cyprinodontiformes; Cyprinodontidae
Gene: gamt
Product: guanidinoacetate N-methyltransferase
Exons: 6
Coding region: 90-797 (235 amino acids)
Biological process (GO): creatine biosynthetic process
Cellular component (GO): cytoplasm; nucleus
Molecular function (GO): guanidinoacetate N-methyltransferase activity
Source: RefSeq, a predicted model, not a curated record
AACCCCCGCCUGCUCCACUUUCCCCCUCUUCUGUGUCAGACAAACCCUCCAGCAGAGCCCACCGACUGCAGCACCGACAGUACAACAAAAUGACCUCUUCUGCUCAGCCCAUUUUCUCAAAGGGGGAGAACUGCAAGUCGUCCUGGCAUGACGCCAACGCCGGGUACAAUGAGGCCGACACGCACCUGGAGAUAAUGGGCAAGCCGGUCAUGGAGCGAUGGGAGACCCCGUACAUGCAUUCCCUGGCGACCGUCGCAGCCUCUAAAGGUGGUCGGGUUCUGGAGAUCGGUUUUGGCAUGGCCAUUGCUGCCACCAAGCUGGAGUCCUUCCCAAUCGAAGAGCACUGGAUCAUUGAGUGCAAUGAUGGAGUUUUUGCCCGUCUGGAGAACUGGGCCAAGUCUCAGCCACACAAGGUGGUCCCUCUGAAGGGCCUCUGGGAGAAGGUUGUUCCCACCUUGCCAGACAAUCAUUUUGAUGGUAUUCUCUAUGACACAUAUCCUCUCUCUGAGGAAACAUGGCACACUCACCAGUUUGAUUUCAUCAAGGGUCAUGCUCACAGGCUCCUCAAACCCGGUGGCGUCCUCACCUACUGCAACCUUACCUCCUGGGGCGAGCUGCUCAAGACUAAAUACAACGACAUCGAGAAAAUGUUUGAGGAAACUCAGGUGCCUCAUCUGCUCGAGGCCGGAUUCAAGAAGGAAAAGAUUGCCACUGCCACCAUGGACAUUGACCCGCCCACUGAAUGCAAAUACUACUCCUUCAAGAAGAUGAUCACUCCCACUAUUGUGAAAGGAUAAACGACGAAGACCCUGUUGCAGCCUUUUUAUAUUCCUGUGUGCCUUUUUUCCCAUGACACUCAUUAUGUGUAUUUCAAUCUACAGUGUUUUAAUAAAACAACCUCUAUCAGGACUAAACUUUA